Molecule: messenger RNA, 897 nt
Organism: Alligator sinensis (Chinese alligator)
Lineage: Eukaryota; Metazoa; Chordata; Crocodylia; Alligatoridae
Product: cell surface glycoprotein CD200 receptor 2-like
Exons: 6
Coding region: 1-897 (298 amino acids)
Biological process (GO): regulation of neuroinflammatory response
Cellular component (GO): external side of plasma membrane
Molecular function (GO): signaling receptor activity
Source: RefSeq, a predicted model, not a curated record
AUGGUCCAAAUGUGGCUAGUUCUGGCUCACCUCUUAUUUUUCCUAAUUGGCCAGGUUCAAGGGUCAGUGAGCAACAUGUUUGCAGUGACUGGUACUAGGGCGGUGCUGAGAUGCCCUUACAUAUCAGUGGCACCUAUGGUUUUGGCAGUAUGGAAUAUAAGUGCAAAGAAUGGAGCGGCAUGUUUAUUGGCUUACAGAGCUGAUACCAAUGAGACAAAAAGUGUAAACUGCAGUGAGAGGAUGACAUGGGAAUCUAGACCUGAUUAUGACCCUUCCCUUCAGAUUCACCCUGUAAAGCUUGCUGAUGAAGGAACUUAUAUGUGUGAAGUUGUAAAUAGUGAUGGGAGUUUUUAUGAGACCUAUGCUCUGACCGUGUUAGUCCCUCCAGAAGUGACUUUAACUUAUGAGAACAGUGAGAUUGCUCUAUGUCGGGCAUCUGCAGGGAAGCCAGCUGCACUCAUUUCAUGGGUCCCUACGAAUGGUCACAGCAUUGAGAAUAAAGUUCAUCACCCCAAUGGAACAGUGACCACAGUCAGCAGAAUUUACUGGAACAACAGCACUACCAUUACCAUGAGUUGCUUAAUUACCCACCCAACCAUGAAUCGGACUCUGUCCAUUGAUCUGUCACCAAAAUCCCCCAUAUUCCAGUAUGUCAUGAUAGUUGCCUUUUCCUGUGUUGCUGUUGGUGUUCUUGGUGGUGUGAUUCUUUACCGGGCUUUAAAAUACCGAGCUUCCCGGUUAUCAGGAUCAGCAUAUGUUUCCACAGUGGUAAAUAAGACUAGAAAUGAUAUCAGACUCCAAUCCAGGACUCAGAAAAUUAACACAGUUUACUCUUCCAUUGUGUCAGAUGGCAUCUACGAGAAUUACCGUGUGCAGAAUACGUACAAAUGUCACUAA